AUGUCAGCAGCCAAAAGGAAAGAGGAUUUGCCUGAGUAUAAAGUAGUUAUGCUUGGUGACUCCAAUGUCGGAAAAACUAGUAUAAUUCAUCGUUUCAUUGAAAAAUCUUUCGAUCACGAUUAUGAGCCAACUGUUGGCGCUUCAUUUUUAACCAAAGUAAUGAAAGUAGAUACAGAUAAAUUAGUUUUAAACAUUUGGGACACAGCUGGCCAAGAACGAUAUAAAAGUCUUAUUUCAACUUAUGCAAGAAAUGCUCAUGCGGCAAUACUAGUGUAUGAUGUAAUGAAUCCAGAUACCUUUACAAAUGUUGAAAAAUGGCGAGAUGAAUUAUUAAAAUAUACAAAAAAUGAUAUUUUACUAUAUCUAGUAGCAAACAAAAUAGAUUUAGGCUUUGUUGUCCAAAAUUCAGAAGGAUUAAAAUGGGCCAAAGAUAAUAAAUGUAUAUUUCAUCAAACUUCUGCCUUUUCAGGACAAGGAGUUAAUGACCUCUUUAGCUUAGUUGCUGGACACUUACAUGCAGUAAAUCCACACAUGGAACAAAGUUCAAUACCAGAUCUCGUUCUGAAAGAGAAAAAUAAAGACGAAUCUAAGUCCCAUUGUUGCUAA
Molecule: messenger RNA, 606 nt
Organism: Trichomonas vaginalis G3
Lineage: Eukaryota; Parabasalia; Trichomonadida; Trichomonadidae
Product: retrograde vesicle-mediated transport, Golgi to ER
Exons: 1
Coding region: 1-606 (201 amino acids)
Molecular function (GO): GTPase activity; GTP binding
Source: RefSeq, a predicted model, not a curated record